GCUGGUCAUUUCCAUUCUUACCAGACAUGACGUUGGAGCAUUCAAUUUCUGUUGAUUUUUUUUCUUGAUUUUUUAUUUUAUUUUCCAGACUUUGAUUUUGAUUCUUAAUGUAAAUAUAUGUAUUUUUUUCUCGACCACAGUUGUUUGGAUUUGGGGUUUGGAUAAUUUCCUUUGUAAUGUAAGUGUACUCAUUAUUUUAGACCCUAGUUUUGCUACCUUGUAGGUCCAUGUUGUAGAUUUUCUUAAGUUUACUUUUCUUUUGCGCCCACAUUUGGCAAAAUAUUUCACCCUAGAAGUAGGCGUAUUCAGUUUUUGAAAAGCAUGGGAGACUGAUUGUUGAUGACUUAAGGACCAUGUUCUGAGCCGCAUCAGAGCUCACCCCUCGUCUUGACACCUGUGAGGACACAAGGAGGACUUAGUCACCUAAAGAGCCUUUAAGUGACUGCUCCAGUCAUUGCAUGACUGCACAACCCUGACGCAUCUGCAGAGGACCAGACUGCGACAAUGGAGAGUAUUUCAAACGAAAGUGACUUUUGGCAAUUUAACGAAUCCUGGCGGAACUCAAGUCUCGUUAACGGGACCGGUUGGUUAAACCAGUCGAACCCUCUGAAGAGGAAUGAAGAGGUGGCGAAGGUGGAGGUGACUGUGCUCGCUCUGGUGCUGUUUCUGGCGCUGGCGGGGAACCUGUGCGUCCUGCUGGCCAUCCACACCACCAAGCACAGCCAGUCGCGCAUGUAUUACUUCAUGAAGCACCUGAGCAUCGCCGAUCUAGUUGUGGCGAUAUUUCAAGUUCUCCCUCAACUUAUCUGGGACAUUACCUUUCGUUUCUAUGGACCGGACAUUCUGUGCAGGUUGGUGAAAUACCUACAGGUUGUUGGGAUGUUCGCCUCCACUUACAUGUUAGUUUUGAUGUCGGUUGACAGGUGUUUGGCGAUCUGUCAGCCUCUUCGUUCCUUGCACAGAAGAAAAGACCGUAUUUAUGUGAUCUUCUCCUGGGUCCUGAGCCUGAUUUUCAGUAUCCCGCAAAUGUUCAUUUUCUCCCUGAUCGAGGUGGGCUCUGCCGGUUCAGGAGUGUAUGACUGCUGGGGCGACUUCGUUAAGCCUUGGGGUGCCAAAGCGUACAUCACAUGGAUCAGCCUCACCAUAUAUAUCAUUCCAGUGGCGAUACUGAGCAUCUGCUACGGGCUGAUAAGCUUCAAAAUAUGGCAGAACUUUAAACUGAAAACCAGGAGGGAGCAGUGCAUCAGCCUGACGCCCAAAGCCUCCAAAUGCAACACACUGGCCCGCGUGAGCAGCGUGAAGCUCAUCUCCAAGGCGAAGAUCACCACGGUGAAAAUGACUUUUGUCAUCGUCGUGGCUUAUAUCGUCUGCUGGACCCCCUUUUUCUCUGUCCAGAUGUGGUCUGCGUGGGAUCCAGCAGCGCCCCGUGAGGCCAUGCCCUUCAUCAUCUCCAUGCUGCUGGCCAGCCUCAACAGCUGCUGUAACCCCUGGAUCUACAUGUGCUUUGCCGGUCAUCUGUUCCAGGAUCUCAGGCAGAACUUUCUGUGCUGUUCCACUCGCUACCUCAAAUCCUCCCAGUGCCGCUGCGAGCGUGACUUUGACUCCAGCCACAAGAGCAACUCCUCAACCUUUGCCAUCAAGAGCACGAGCAGCCAGAGGAGCAUCACACAGACUUCCACCACAUGAGCUCCCGCUUUCCUCCUCGCCAUCGCCUAUAAAGCAUCCCUCAGUCAGAUACCUCUCGCCCUGAGGCUUGCUGUUCAAGUCCUUAUGGGAAAAAACAACUUUUAGUUACAUUCCUUUACAGUGUACAGUGGAAAUGGAAUUGUGAAAUAGAAAAAUGUACAGAAUAUUAUGAAGGGUGCAAGAUUUUAUCCAUAAAGACGUACGAGAUAAUCACGGACCAAGCUGAGCGAUCACCUGAAUCCUUUUCUUUGUCAUUCUUGUUUGAGAUGUACAGUGUAUAUUGACAUAUUUACAGUGCAGAGGGAGCACUGUCAGCCUCCUACGUCGUACACAAUUGAUUCGGUUGUUGUCACCAGCAAAGCUUGUGGAUUCUGUUUGUCUGUGUUAUGAUAAAAAUACUCACCUGUUAUAAAUAUUGCGUACAAUGUUGUUCACUUUGUUACAUUUGCAGUGGAUCGCUUACAUGUAAACUGUUACUUGAGAUAUUGUUCGAUGUGAGAUGUCAUGGCCGUCACUGGUAAAAGUUUAAAAAGAAGCUUGAAAAAUACAUAAGGAGGGAAAAGCAGCACAAAUGUACAGAUGACCGCAUUAUUUACACCUGGCUGACGCUCAUUAGAGCUCCAAGUGCCUCCUGAAAACCUUGGUAAGGUGUCUGGAAAUGUUCCAGAGGGAUGUUUGUCAGCCCUGAAUCAAUAACGUCACAGAGUUCCUGAACAUUUUUGGCAGUACACUGAAACUUGGAACUUCCUGUUCAGCUCCAAAAUGCAUUAUUGGGCUGAGAUGUGGAGACUGUCCAGACCGCUGGAGUGACCUAAAGUGACGCAUGUUUCUGGAGGUAUCUUGGGGCAACAAUAGUUGCGUGACAUGGUUACAAACUUGCAGGAAAUGACAAUAAAGGUAAACUUUGGCCAUGACUUGCUUCUAGCGUUCUUUGUUGCAAACGUAAUUAAGUCUGAGGCUGUUGUUCUGUCAGUUGUGUUUAUAUUCAUUAUACAAAUAUAUGAGCUGUUUAGGAUAUAAACCUUUGUUGUUUUAAUUAUAGCACAUCAAUUCUUAUUGUCAAAAUGAAAAGUGACCUGAAUUAAAGCAAAAACUGC
This is a messenger RNA of Centropristis striata (black sea bass), 2783 nucleotides long. RefSeq names its product oxytocin receptor a (gene oxtra). Gene Ontology annotation, molecular function: oxytocin receptor activity; vasopressin receptor activity; peptide binding. Gene Ontology annotation, biological process: maternal process involved in parturition; G protein-coupled receptor signaling pathway; female pregnancy. The record is from RefSeq and is a predicted model, not a curated record. Lineage: Eukaryota; Metazoa; Chordata; Actinopteri; Perciformes; Serranidae. Bases 505 to 1686 code for a protein of 393 amino acids. The transcript is spliced from 2 exons. Gene Ontology annotation, cellular component: membrane.